AAAUGUUAUGAACAAAAACAAUACAAAAAUGGGCUCAAGUUUUGCAAGAUGAUCCUUUCCAACCCGAAGUUUGCUGAACAUGGAGAGACCUUGGCUAUGAAAGGACUGACCUUGAACUGUUUAGGGAAGAAAGAAGAAGCAUACGAAUUUGUUCGUAAAGGACUUCGUAAUGACGUAAAGAGUCAUGUCUGUUGGCAUGUGUACGGACUCUUGCAGCGUUCUGAUAAGAAAUAUGAUGAAGCUAUUAAAUGUUAUCGAAAUGCUCUCAAAUUAGAUAAAGACAAUCUACAGAUCCUAAGAGAUCUUUCAUUGUUGCAGAUCCAAAUGAGAGAUCUAGAAGGAUACAGAGAAUCCAGACAUCCUAAAGACCUGCUGGAAUCUUACAUGCUUGAGUCACAUCUGCUCAGACACAACCUCCUCCCCCACCUCUCUGGACUUCCGACGUUCCCCUCUUACUCCUCCAAGAACAGCAUCUUUCUUCCCUAGUGCUGGGGAUGAGUUCCAUCAUGCUCUCAAAUGUGAAAUCUGUGCAAUCUACUUGAUCUGCAUGUCAUCACUAUACACAGUCUACACCUGUACACUAACCUGUUAUGGGCCACUGGAUGGAACAGCUGAGGAAGUGCCUCAUGCAGCAAAGCUGGAGACUUACACCUUCAACUUCUUGAUCAAUAUAUUGGUGAUCAGAGACUGACCCUCCCUCCAAAUGAGGGUGAAGAGGAGGAAGUUUAAUCAACAUUUCUUUUUUUUCCUUCCCUAAUAAGGCUAUCAUGCCACCAACUGCUACUGCUGAUGACUUCAAAUGCUUCCAGAAAUAAUUCCACAGGAUUGCAUACUUUUUCCUGGAUUCUCUUUGAGGAAGAAAAAGAUCGGCACUAUCAAUAGCUAGAUAUCCUGCUGACACCUUCCUCCUCCAAAAUUGCCCUAUCAGUGAGGCUUUCUUGAUCCUGUCAGAGUGCCCUGCAGAUCUGUGUAUCCAUCCUUCUGACUUGCAGAUGAGCAGACAAAAAAUAUUAUGGUCAUACAAAUGAUAUAGAAUAUUUUGCCUCCAAUUCCAAGUUCCGUAGUGGUUAAUACCGUGCAAGAAGGACAUUAUCAACCACUAUCUACCCAUCAGACCAGAGAUGGGAAACUGUUGGACUUGGAUGCAAGGCUGCUGCUUCUGUGAUACUGAAAUUUUGCAUAUUGAAUUAUGCAGCUCUCAAAGCCAAGUAUAAUUACUUGAACUACUCCUGUCUAGAGGAAUUCUGCCAAGAAAGAGCAAAUAAGGUUCCUUAUCUAUAGGACACCUCUUGGCCCAUACAGCUCUAUAAGCCUUUUUAGAUUCUAUGGAUACUGUGACUCGCUUCAUCUCAGUGGCCAUAAUCAUGAGGAGACAAGGUAUCAGUUACUUCAGCUGCGUCCAACACAACGGGCUUCAUGGAUUGGCUAUGCUAUUGCAUAUCAUUUGUUAAAAGAUUAUGAUAUGGCUUUAAAACUACUGGAGGAGUUUAGAAAAACUCAACAGAUUCCUCCAAAUAAAAUAGACUAUGAAUAUAGUGAACUAAUCCUAUACCAGAACCAGGUGAUGAGAGAGGCAGAUUUAUUUCAAGAGUCUUUAGAACAUAUAGAAACUUAUGAGAAGCAAAUAUGUGACAAGCUUGUUGUAGAAGAAAUCAAAGGAGAAAUGUUGUUGAAAUUGGGAAGAUUAAAAGAAGCUGGGGAAGUAUAUAAAGAAUUAAUUGAUCGGAAUGCAGAAAACUGGUAUUAUUAUGAAGGCUUGGAAAAAGCCAUACAACCUAGCACUUUAGAAGAAAGGCUUCAGAUUUAUGAAGAAGUUAGUAAAAGACAUCCCAGAGCAGUUUCACCUAGAAGAUUACCUUUAAACUUUGUUCCAGGUGAAACAUUUAGAGAGCUAAUGGAUAAGUUCCUGCGGGUUAACUUCAGUAAAGGCUGCCCACCUUUGUUUACCACUUUGAAAUCUUUAUAUAACAAUACAGGAAAGGUAGAAAUAAUUCAAGAACUUGUUACUGCCUAUGAAGCCUCUCUGAAAACCUGUGACUUAUUUAGCCCAUAUGAAAAUGGAGAGAAGGAGCCCCCAACGACGCUACUUUGGGUUCGUUAUUUCCUGGCACAGCACUUUGACAAACUUGGCCAGUAUUCAUUGGCCUUGGAAUACAUUAAUGCUGCAAUUGCAAGCACUCCAACAUUAAUAGAACUGUUCUAUUUAAAAGCAAAAAUUUACAAGCAUUUGGGUAAUCUCAAGGAAGCUGCCAAAUGGAUGGAUGAAGCACAGUCUUUGGAUACAGCAGAUAGAUUCAUCAACUCCAAAUGUGCAAAGUAUAUGCUCCGAGCAAAUAUGGUGAAAGAUGCAGAGGAGAUGUGUUCCAAGUUUACAAGGGAAGGGACUUCUGCUAUGGAAAAUCUAAAUGAGAUGCAGUGUAUGUGGUUCCAGACUGAAUGCGCUUCAGCUUACCAGAGACUAGGGAAGUAUGGUGAUGCCUUGAAAAAAUGUCAUGAAGUGGAAAGGCAUUUUUUUGAGAUAACAGAUGAUCAGUUUGACUUCCACACAUACUGCAUGAGAAAGAUGACUCUUCGAGCAUAUGUAGACCUUCUGAGAUUAGAAGAUGUUCUCAGGAAACAUGCUUUCUAUUUCAAGGCUGCUCGAUCAGCAAUUGAAAUCUACUUGAAACUACAUGAUAAUCCUCUAACCAAUGAAAGCAAAGAACAAGAAGUGAAUUCAGAAAACCUUUCAGCCAAAGAACUGAAGAAAAUGCUUAGCAAGCAGAGAAGAGCACAGAAGAAAGCCAAACUCGAAGAAGAGAGAAAACAUGCAGAAAGAGAACGACAGCAAAAGAAUCAAAAGAAAAAACGAGAUGAGGAAGAGGAGGAAACUAGUGGUCCUAAGGAAGAACUAGUUCCUGAAAAACUGGAAAGAGUUGAAAAUCCAUUAGAGGAAGCUAUUAAGUUCCUUAUGCCACUUAAGAAUCUUGUUGCAGAUAACAUAGACACACAUCUGUUAGCAUUUGAAAUAUACUUUAGAAAAGGAAAAUUUCUAUUAAUGUUGCAGUCUGUCAAGAGAGCUUUUGCUAUCAACAGUAAUAACCCGUGGCUACAUGAAUGUUUGAUUAAAUUUUCUAAAUGUGUAUCUGAUCAUAGUAAUCUCCCUGAAAUUGUGAACAAGGUCUUAACUCAAGAAAUGCAGAAAAUCUUCAACAAAGACUUAGAAAGUUUUAAUGAAGAGUUUCUUAAAUAUAAUGCUACCUCUAUUCUGCAUCUGUUGUCAGGUGCUAAGAUGAUGUAUUUUCUGGACAAAUCAAGACAAGAGAAAGCAAUUGCUAUUGCUACUAAAUUCGAUGAAACUAUGAGAGACAAAAAUGUGAAGACUUUAACAAAAGUUUUCGAGGCACUGCUCGAUGGCAGCUUUGGAAGCUGCCACACCCAAUAUGAAGAGUAUCGGACAGCAUGCCAUAAACUGUUUCCUUUUACAUCAGCCUUUAUGCCUGCCACAAAUGAGGAUGAUAGUAGCUUUGCAUCAGUGAACCAUACAGCUGUUAACCAUGAUGUGCUCUCCAAUGAAAUUUGAUGUAGUGUACAAAUAAAAUAUUUGACUAUAUUUACAGACUGGUGGGAUGCAGAUCAGGUUUACUUUUUCAGGAUGCAUUUUUUUAUAUCUUAAAAGUAUAAAAUGAAACAUUUAGAUGGUAAAAUGAAAAUGGAGUAUGCUAUAGUGCGUUUUCAUCCAACAAGAACUGCCAUUGUUUAUGUAAGCAUCGCUAAUCAACACCUGUCAUGUAUAUUCUUGUACUGUUAAGUCUUUUAACAACAAAAUCCCCAAAUUAUGGACAUUAAAGACUGUUUUCACCUAAGUGUUGCAUAUAGAAAUAAACAAUAAUUACUUGUUAAUGAAAUUAUAAUUGAGCAGGUUUUAGCAAAAGUGCUUAAAAGUGCUGCUUGUAUCAUCUUCCUUCAUCUUUUUCUGUUUGUUUUUGGUUGGUUUAAUUUUCAUCAUUUUGGUUUCUUUUGAAGCACAUAAUUGGAAAUGUUGGUUGUUUGCAUGUUUCUUAUCCAUUCUGUGUCAUACAUGGAACUAGUGCUGGUGGAAAUGGAGGCUUGGUUGGAAAAAAGUCUUACCAUCAAUUUUAUCUACCUUUCGUUCCAUAACUGUUGUCUUUACAUUUUUUAACUGUUUAACAUUUUAAAAACAGUUAAAUACAUGUAAUUCCCUUAAAUAAUAGUGAAUGAUACUGUUUAGAUACCAUUGUCUGCCUACCUGUCUUUCUUUUUUUCAUUGCCUCUUAAUGGUUUGGAAAGGCUACUCCAGUUUUGGACAGAUGCAAAAGGUACAAUAAUGGGGAAUAUGGUUCUCCUCAGGAUCAUAAAAAUUCACUGGUAAGUUUACUGUAUACCUCCAUUAAAAGUCUUAGGUGUGGACUUAUAGCCGAUAAAUGUAAUACUUCUCUUGCCUAAAUACUAUUGCUUAAAAUGCAAAUACAAAGCAACUAGUAGUUGAGAAGUGCAUUUUAUAUUAAAAACUAUUUAAGGGAGCACAAAAAGGCUGACUACAAAUCACAAUGAACCUCUUUCUUAUUCUGUGUUUUGGAGCAUUAACUAAUAAGUGCAUAAAAUAUACAACACAUCAAAAUGAAAGUCUGAACUUAAUGUAGCUGUUUUAUAGCAUAAUAUUGCUGGACAAAAUGGCUACAUAUGACAGCUUUGCAUUCUACAUGAACUGCUAUCAAAACUUAAAUAUACUGUGGCUUGUACAGAAAAUACGUUUUCUGGAAACUGCAAUGGAAUCAUUCUAUCAGAUUGUUUUUAUUUCACUGCAAUGUAAAUAUUUUCAGUAAUAUUAACUAGCCCCUUUAAGGUUAACAUAAGUUCAAAAGGGGGAUUUUAUUAAGACAAAUAAACUGUUCUAAUUAAAAUGGUCUCCUUUGUGUGUCAUCUGUUUAGAUUAAAAUUUGUUGAAUUGGAAACUCACUGUAAAAUAAUGCCAACACUUUAUGCUGUAAUAAAUUAUUUUGUACACACU
Messenger RNA from Pelodiscus sinensis (Chinese soft-shelled turtle), 5011 nucleotides. It is a transcript of the gene NAA16, whose product is annotated as N-alpha-acetyltransferase 16, NatA auxiliary subunit. Gene Ontology annotation, biological process: N-terminal peptidyl-methionine acetylation. The record is from RefSeq and is a predicted model, not a curated record. Gene Ontology annotation, cellular component: cytoplasm; NatA complex. NCBI's taxonomy places the organism in Eukaryota, Metazoa, Chordata, Testudines, Trionychidae. Gene Ontology annotation, molecular function: protein binding.